Apis mellifera (honey bee) is the source of this 1224-nucleotide messenger RNA. RefSeq lists its product as uncharacterized. The record is from RefSeq and is a predicted model, not a curated record. The coding region runs from base 129 to 1136 and encodes 335 amino acids. Lineage: Eukaryota; Metazoa; Arthropoda; Insecta; Hymenoptera; Apidae. The transcript is spliced from 7 exons. Gene Ontology annotation, biological process: reticulophagy.
UGUAGUAGGUGAAGUCAAGGUAUGUAGAAUAACGCUUGAACACGUACAUACUCUUCCGAGGGUGUACCAUGCCAAAGGAGUACGGGAAUUAGGACGACAAAAGCAGUCAACGUCGACCUGGAACUGUCAUGGAACGGCUUUCGAGAGUGGCAUGUUAUUUUCGAUGGAUGAGAAACGCGACAUCUCAUGAUGCAAGUGAGGUUGAGGACGAACAGAAAACUAUUAAAGUUGAACGAUAUCGAAAUGUCGGAUGUAAUUUUGAAGCUUCGAGGCGACUUUGUGGUAUUUUGGAAAGUAUCCUUCUUUGGGAGAAUUCUGUGAAUAGUAUUUCUGUCGUCAUCGUAUUUAAUAUACUGUUUUGGGGUAUUAUUGUAUUAGAGGUUCGAGGCUUUGCUGCAGCCAGCAGUGCUGCACUGGUCGUUGUUCUCUGUUAUAGUACCUUAGAAACUCAAGUUCAAAAAGAAAAUAAAGCAUUGGAUUUAGCUGCCUCUUAUGCAAAAACAGAACAAAUUGAGAAAAUAGGAAAAAAAAUAAAAACAGCAAUUCAUAAUUUAAAGCAACUGAGAAAAGAGCAACCAGGAGUGUUUUGUACUGUAGUUUGCUCUCUUUCUUUGGGUCUAUGGAUUAUUGGUCGUACUAUAAAUGGUAUACUUCUUACGUAUACAAUAUGCAUGAGCAUUUUACUUGGGCCUGCAUUAUUGUUAAAGCUUCCUAAUAAAAUGAUAUUACACAAAGAAUGGGAUAGUGAAAUUGAAGAAUUCUUACCAGCAGUAACUGAAGAUAAUCUUCAAGUUCUUACUAGAGCAGGAGAAUCAGGGGACCAAUCUCCUACUCCUACGAGCGUAUUGUCUGAUGUUCAAAAUGAGUUUUUUAAUGAUGAAGAACUUAUGGAUCUUAAAAUGCCAUCACAUGAAGAUGGGAGUACUGAUGAUAUAGAAAACUCUGAAUUAGAGCUUAGUGGUGAAGAAACUGAUAUGGAUGGUAUUAAAUUUCAAAGUGGCCAUUUUGAAAAAGGAUCAUCUUCUGAGGAAGAAGCAGAACUUGAACCUAUAUCAAGCAAACUAAUUAGUCACAGUGAUGAAAGUGGUAGCGAAUUUGAAAUAAUUGAUGAUCAAGAUGUUGACAACAUUGCAUGAAAAUAACUGAUAUAUGAACUAAGUUAUUAUUAUGCAGAAUAGAGUUAAAUGAAGAAAUGAUUUCAAAUACAUUUUAAUUGGAUAAUAA